AUGGGAAUAGUUUAUUCAAAGACAUUGUUUGCCCAUCUUCGGACGACUACACAAGGAACGUCAGCUCAAUGUGAAUUACAAAAUAUAUUUUCGCAGCCUAGACGUCACCUGUAUCCGGAGCUAGGGAUUACCUUAAUUGAAUCAUCGAACGAUGAUAAUGAUAGACUUUGGUUCAACCGAUACACUGGGACAGACAUGAACACGCAUUCGCGUGGCCUGCCCUUGUAUGAGUUAAAAAUGGACGUCGGCAAUAUAGAAAAGCAGAAAAUAAGGUCCCGCGAAAGUACACAUUCUUCCUCUUCAUCAAGAUCUUCAUCAACAUCUUCGUCAACAUCUUCGUCAAUGUCUUCGUCAACAUCUUCUUCAGCAUCUUCUUCUUCAUCCUCUCGUCAUUUUUCAAUACAACUUGAUCCCCGCCAAACCUUACCGAUUCCGAGCCGUACAAAUCCGUUCGCGACAACCAAACAUCUUCCGCAAGUGCUCUCUAUGAUCAAUUCUCAUAUUUCAACGAUAUAUCCUACUUCUGAACGAGAUCAAAAAAUCCAUAUAGCGGCCUAUUUUGGGAAAGAGCUUUUUUUCAAUAUACCAAACGAAUGUCAAGGAGAUUUCUUUACUUAUGAGGAUUGGCAUUCCGUCAAGAGAGAUGGGAAUGAGGGCAUGAGAAGUAGUUACCAGCAUAGUUGUGACUUGUUUGAAGGGUAUGAAAAAAUCGAAAGAAUGGACUUGGGGUUUAUGAGGAGUAAUGUAAUAGGGAGACACGGACACGACGAAAACGAAAACAGUCUAAGUGUCACUCUCUAUUUCCAAUAUGAAGGGGACGGUUGGAAAGCCAAACUAAAGUACGACGAUAAAGAAGCUUGCUGGAAACCAACUAAACUCGCUCGCUCACUCCGGCGUGUUAUUCUCCUUGAUAUUGUCUCGACGACCGGUGCUCCUGAUAUUCGUUUUACGGUGAAAACUCAAAAGCGCGUUCCGAUUAGUGAAAAAAUCGAUAACAUUAUAAAAGAGGUUCAACAAAGCAAAAAUAGAGAGUCACAUGCAUCCAGUAAUGACAAGGGACAGAGACGAAUGACAUUCUCUGUAGAGGAUUUCAAGGGUAAACUGGCUGUUACUAGAAUUGACGAAGUUCUAACCAAGCAAAAGUUUUGCACUGACACCUACCGCCUAUUACUCUACCGAACCUUGUACUCUGCCGCAACCGGCCAAGUAUCUCAAAAUCUCAAUGUCAAAUUGAAACAUUACAAGUGGGUUAAUGUCAGGCAUAACAGUUGUCUGCAAGAAUCUAGUACUGACGAUGGUAGCCACGAUGAAGAGGCGGACAAUCGACGUAAGGAAAAUAUACAGAGGAAGCUUCAUGCUCUCACAACAAGUAUAGAAGAGGGCGUAAUGUUUGCGCGGCUUCUAUGCAAUAGGUUAGAACAGGCUUGA
Molecule: messenger RNA, 1428 nt
Organism: Paraglomus occultum
Lineage: Eukaryota; Fungi; Glomeromycota; Glomeromycetes; Paraglomerales; Paraglomeraceae
Source: the annotation of a GenBank genome assembly